CGCCGUUUCUACCUCGGGAGAACCCAAAACGACGGCGUGGGAGCGAUCAGAAGCUGGUAUUUCAUUUUCGUCAGUUGCAGCGAGCGAGCUGAAGGUUCAGAGCUUUUUUAGCUUUAGUAGCUGAAGAAGAAAGAAGAACUACUGCGUGAGCUGAUCGGGGUUUGUUCGAGCAUUUGUACGACUCCGUGAACAGAAUGUUCACCGAAGGUCUCGACAACAACGCCCUGAAAUGGGUCUCGGAGAAGGACAGACCUCUCCCAAGUUCAAAUCUGAGGCCAAGAAUCGAUCCCCUUCUCGGCACACGAAAUGGUGGCCGUGGAUUCGGACUGCCAGCCACAUCGAAAUUCCGCAGCGGACAUCUGCCUGCAAGCACAAUCCCGUUGACCCGGCUUAUAUCUGGUGAUGCUGAUGGUAGCAUCUCAGCAUCGGAUAGUGAUAUGGUCACCGAUUCGGAGGAAGAAGUAUCUGGGUUUCAUCACUCGCUAGAUUCAUCUCCCCAUGAUGAAAGAGUGUCCAGUGGUACCACUCGUAGAUAUGAGGAUGCUAGAGCACGGCCUCAGUACACGAGUGAUUAUGGAUGGUCAGACGUUAGUUCAUCCAUGGAAACUAUUUCAGGCAUACGGGGGAAGGCAUCGGAUAGGUUUUUCAGGGGAAAUGGGAGGUAUCCUUUGGGAGUUAAGGGCUGCACAGAGGAUGAAUCAUCUGAUUCAGCUGCAAGCUCGGAAUUCUCCACAACACAGACAGGGAGCAGGAAGGGCGUUAUACCAGCUAGCAGAGGGUCUGCUCCUGAAAACUAUGCAUCAAGUGCGACUUCGCAGUUGAAAGCCCAAGGUGUUAGCGAAAAGGAUAAUACUAGAAACCUGCAGAAGGGUAAUUUCUCCGAUGAUGACAUCCGUAGUGCUCCUCCAUUUGAUGGCUCUACUGGGGAAAUUAAACAAGCAGUUGAGGAAGUGCCAGUAAUGAAGGAACAAAGUGGACUGGGAGUAGCGGAACCCCAUGGUUCCAUGCCCGCUGAUGCAACGGGAACCUUAAAACUGACAAGCUUGAAUAAUGAGGGUGACAAUAUAAACAAGAACACUGAGAAGCAACCCAGAAACUCAAUGGGUGUGGAAACUGCUUUUGCUGCUGGUUCACAUCCACCUCGCCUACCUGCAUUUCAUGCAAGUGCAUUGGGGCCGUGGCAUGCUGUAAUCGCAUAUGAUGCUUGUGUACGACUUUGUCUUAAUGCCUGGGCUAGGGGCUGCAUGGAGGCCCCAAUGUUCUUGGAAAAUGAAUGUCUUCUGUUGCGAGAUGCAUUUGGAUUGCAGCAAGUACUCCUGCAAUCUGAGGAGGAACUGCUUGUGAAGCAAUCAUCCGAUAUUGUCAAUGAGGGAGCUGCUCCAAAACCUAAGAGAAUAAUUGGCAAGAUGAAAGUUCAAGUUCGUAAAGUCAAGACUGUCCUAGACACUCCAACAGGGUGUAGCAUCCUAUCUCUUAGAGCGCCUUCAUCUCUAACACCAGCCUCCCUAAAGAUGGACUCCAUUAGACAUCAGUUCUCCAAUCUGCAGUCUACAGUUUCUUGUCAAUGGAGAGCUCUUAGAAAGAUCCAAACUGUGCAGCGCAUUCCGGCAAAUGGUUCUUUCUCACGUCAAAGCUUGUCAUAUGUUCAUGCCAGCACUCGAUACUUAAAACAGAUCUCUGGCCUUCUCAAGACCGGGGUAACAAGUCUGCGCAACAGUUCAUCAUCAUAUGAAGGUGUCCAAGAAACCUACACUUGUUUGCUAAGACUGAAAAGCUCAAGUGAAGAGGAUGCUGUCCCUAUGCAACCAGGAUCAGGCGAAACCCAUGUCUUCUUUCCAGAUACUGCAGGAGACGAUCUAAUUGUGGAAGUCCAGGACUCCAAGGGGAAGCAAUAUGGUCGUGUGCUUGCUCAGGUGGCAACUAUCGCCGAGGAACCGGCUGAUAAAGUGCGCUGGUGGUCUAUUUAUCGGGAGCCAGAGCACGAGCUUGUGGGGAAACUGCAACUCUAUAUAAAUUACUCAACAAGUUCUGAAGACAAUGGCCAUCUCAAGUAUGGCACUGUUGCAGAAACUGUUGCAUAUGACCUGGCUCUGGAGGUUGCCAUUAAAGUACAAAAGUUUCAACAAAGGAAUCUGUUGCUGCAUGGUCCUUGGAAAUGGCUUUUAUCUGAAUUUGCUUCAUAUUAUGGAGUUUCUGAGAUAUACACCAAGCUAAGGUACCUUUCCUAUAUCAUGGAUGUAGCCACACCCACAGCUGACUGUCUCACUCUGGUGCAUGACUUGCUGAUGCCUGUUCUUAUGAAGGGUCACAGCAGAGGCACGUUGAGCCAUCAAGAGAAUCGAAUUCUGGGAGAAACCAAGGAUCAGAUUGAACAGAUUCUUGCUCUGGUUUUCGAGAAUUACAAGUCACUGGAUGAAUCAUCAUACUCGGGUCUCAUGGACAUUUUCAAGCCUGCAACUGGGGUUGCUGCACCUGCUCUGGAGCCUGCAGUCAAACUCUACACUCUUCUUCAUGAUAUACUAUCUCCUGAGGCUCAGACGAACUUAUGUCACUACUUGCAGACUGCUGCCAAGAAGAGAUCUAGGAGACACCUGACUGAGACAGAUGAAUAUGUUGCCAACAGUAUUGAAGGCAUUCUGCUGGAUCCUGUCACUAUGUCGACAGCUUAUCAGAAGAUGACUUCCCUGUGCAUGAACAUAAAGAAUGAAAUCUUUACUGACAUUGAGAUUCACAACAAGCACAUACUUCCCAGUUUUGUAGACCUCCCGAAUCUGUCUUCAUCUAUAUAUUCCACAGAGCUAUGCAACAGAUUGCGGGCAUUCCUCACUGCAUGUCCACCAACUGGUCCUUCUACACCAGUAGCGGAGCUUGUCAUUGCAACUGCUGAUUUUCAGAGGGAUCUUGCCAGCUGGAAAAUAAGUCCCAUGAAAGGCGGAGUUGAUGCCAAAGAAUUAUUCCAUUUGUAUAUUUUGGUUUGGAUUCAAGACAAGCGCCUCUCCCUUCUGGAGACGUGUAAAUUGGACAAGAUAAAAUGGUCUGGGAUUAGGACUCAACAUUCAACAACCCCAUUUGUGGAUGAAAUGUACGACCGACUGAGGGAGAUGUUAACUGACUAUGAGGUCAUCAUUUGCCGGUGGCCGGAGUAUAUGUUCGUGCUUGAAAAUGCAAUUGCGGAUGUUGAGAAGGCAGUUGUUGAAGCUCUGGACAAGCAAUACUCUGAUGUCCUUGCUCCAUUGAAGGAAAACCUAACACCCAAGAAAUUCGGACUCAAAUAUGUCCAGAAACUUACCAAAAGAUCAGUUUCCUCUUAUACAGUGCCUGAAGAGCUGGGCAUUUUGUUGAACUCGAUGAAGAGGAUGCUAGAUAUCUUGAGGCCACGGAUAGAAACAAAGUUCAAGUCAUGGGGUUCUUGCAUGCCUAAUUGUGGAAACACAGCUCCUGGAGAUCGUCUGAGCGAAGUGGCAGUCAUGCUGAGGACGAAGUUCAGAAACUAUCUGCAGGCUGUUGUGGAAAAACUGGCGGAAAAUACCAAGCUACAGGCGACUACAAAACUGAAGAAGGUACUCCAAGACUCGAAAGGGACAGUGGUAGAAUCCGAUGUCAGGGGAAGAAUGCAGCCACUCAGAGAGCAGCUCGCAGCUGCUAUUAAUCAUCUGCACACUAUCUGCGAGACUCACGUUUUUGUCGCACUUUGUCGAGGUUACUGGGACCGAAUGGGACAGGAUGUGUUGAGUUUCCUGGAGAGCAGGAAAGAGAACAAAUCGUGGUACAAAGGUUCACGAGUCGCUGCUUCUGUGUUGGACGAUACAUUUGCCUCGCAAAUGCAGCAGCUGCUCGGGAAUGCACUUCAAGCAAAGGAUCUGGAGCCACCACGAUCUAUCAUGGAAGUUAGAUCCAUCCUCUGCAAGGAUGCACCAGCUCACAAGGACGGGACCUUCUAUUACUAGGUUCCUGAAUUCAUAAGCCUACCAAAUAGACGGCUCAAACCGGCGGAGCAGUUUGUGUACAUAUUUCAUCGAAUGUUGAAGUCCUUAACAGCUGCUAAGGAUCAUGUAGGCAAGGGAUUUUGAUCCUUAAAACUUCUGUACAUAUAUAUGUUACCACUGGUUUAUGUUUCAACAGAUUUUGCUGCCGUGUCGGGCUUUGAUUCUUUCAUAAUUUCAAAUUAGCUUGUUCUUCUUUCAUCGUUUUCUGUCUGUGCCGUGAUCGGUGAGAUCCGUACUUUGCACUAUGCUGAGCCACACAAAAUUCAAAAUGUUGCCAUUC
This is a messenger RNA of Punica granatum (pomegranate), 4266 nucleotides long. NCBI's taxonomy places the organism in Eukaryota, Viridiplantae, Streptophyta, Magnoliopsida, Myrtales, Lythraceae. The record is from RefSeq and is a predicted model, not a curated record.